AUGAGCACACAAGCAAAACCGAUAACGAAGGAUAACAAUAAUUCUUCUAUUUUAUCAAACAAUAAUUGGAAAGUUGAUUAUUCCAAAGCAAAAAAAGUAGUCUCUCCUAAUUAUAAAACUGGUCGGCCAGUACCUAUUUGUGGUCUUGUUCUUCAUGGAACAGCGGGAGGUGGAACGAUUGAAUGGUUUCUAAAUCCAGCUAGUAAAGUUUCAAGUCAUUAUGUUGUUGAACAAGAUGGUACAGUUACACAAAUGGUAAGUGAAACCGAUGUAGCUUGGCAUGCUGGUGUUGUUUCACCUACUUCAAUACUUGCUGAUAAAGGCAACCCAAAUGGUUUUUGUAUAGGAAUUGAAUUUUCACGUAACAAAACUAAUGAUAAUAUAAUGCCCGAUGUACAAAUAUUAUCUGGUUUGGAUUUAGUCAAUGAUAUUCGUGGUCGUUAUCCUCAUAUUCAGAUUUAUUUUCAUGAUGAAAUAUCAAUAGGACGCAUCUGUCCGGGGCCUAAUUUUCCUAAAACACUUUUCCGAGCAUAA
Messenger RNA from Rotaria socialis, 534 nucleotides. The record is from the annotation of a GenBank genome assembly. Lineage: Eukaryota; Metazoa; Rotifera; Eurotatoria; Philodinida; Philodinidae.